Molecule: messenger RNA, 2322 nt
Organism: Frankliniella occidentalis (western flower thrips)
Lineage: Eukaryota; Metazoa; Arthropoda; Insecta; Thysanoptera; Thripidae
Exons: 8
Coding region: 491-1795 (434 amino acids)
Molecular function (GO): metal ion binding
Source: RefSeq, a predicted model, not a curated record
UUGUUCAAGGAAAGAGGUUUUAAGUGUCGCCUCGUUCGUUCAUAUCAAUAACUUAUUUGAGUGUGGCCACGACACGAUCAUAAUCAAUGUUGUGAAACAAUGAGGACGCCACCUUGCUAGGGUUAGGUUUCUCCCACAUCGUCAAGUUUUAACGAGUUUCUCUCGUUUAUCAGAUUUUCCUGGCCCGUUUUGUUUCAUAUAUUUCUUUUGGCUAGGGAUUCGACACCACGUUUUUUUCGAAUUUCAAUCGCCGACCCUGUGCAAUGCAUGUGGUCAUUCCCUCCCCUAGGUGGUUUAACUUCCAUCUGUAGUUUAAACUCAGUGUCUUGUAGUAUUCAAUGCUCUUUAUUAACUGUAGCUCCUAAAUUGAAUCAUCUGUGGAGGGACAAUUCGGGUCCAAGAAUCUUGAAAUUAGUGAACUUCGUAAACUACAGCUUUCUCAUCAAUCUUGGCCCUUGUAGGUUCUUGCUGACUGCCAGUGUUCGAAGCCAUGAGUAGAAACGAUCAAGAAGAAAUGCGGAUGAAGCGCCUCCAGAUGUUGGGUUUGCUGCCGAAAAACCCAGAGGCUGAAGAGCAGACUAAAGCCGAGGAUAUCAAUACUAUCAAUGGCGAUGGUGCUUCUGCUGUGGCUAAUGAGGAGCCUGCUUCAGCUACAAACGAGAUCAAGGUUAACAAUGAGCCUUUGGUUGUGAGUGAGCCUAAUGCUAACAGCGUGCCUUCAGCUGGCACUGUGUCUAUGGCUAGCAAUGAACUGAAAGCUGUCAAGGACUCCAGCCCUGGGCCUAUUUCUUUUACGUUCAAUAUCUAUCCAACUGAUAAAGCAGCAACAGCCAAGGUCAUCAGUAGCCUUGCUAAGACCCUCGCUGACUUGUGUCUAAUGGAUGACGGGGCUGAAACUGCCUCUCUGAAGACGAAUCCCAUAGUCAGUGUGAAUAAACCAGUGAAACAUCAAGGAGAGUCGAAAGAUGACUCUUGGCUAUCAGAUUUUGAAAAGCCUGCGAACAAGAACCAAUCAACCCCCAGGUGCGCCAGUGAGGAUGAUUUGGUUGUCGUUAUACCAUCUGACAAUAGCAUGUACAGUGAUGACGGUGGAGCUUAUGGGGCUGGUGCCUCACUUCCAAGGACUGCUACCCUGAACACUACGUUCAAGCCAUUCCAACCUGCAAGGGAUGCUUCCGUAGCUGGGCCAUCAUCAGCUACAUCUUUUUCAAUGGCAGGCCCUGGACCCUCCCAAUCGACUGGGGCAAUUCGUAAAUCAUCAGCUGGAUCUUUUGCAAUGGCAGGCCCUGGACCCUCCCAAUCGACUGGGGCAGUCCGUAAAUCAUCUGCUCCAGCCCCGAAAGUUUAUACUUCCAGCUCUGAUUCAGACCAGAAUAUUCCAUACAAACGCUCUAAGGAUAAGAAUGAGAAAGGUAAUUUCAUGUCUCAAAUGGCGGCAUUCUUCAAAAAUCACGCUCCUAGCAAAUCAAACAAGGAUAAGACUUCAGGAGGGAAACAUUUCCUCAGUGACAGCAGUGAGACAUCUCAAGAAGUCAUGCCGAAGAAGAAGGUGAGGACUGCUGACCCACCUCAGACUUGCUCUGGAGCUCAAGCUCAAGCUCCUGCCGGGCCCGUACUUCCCCCAGAUGAAGAUCCUCACUUGGGCCUGUGCUCAAUCUGUCUGUCAAAUCCGAAAAAUUGCAAGAUUCGCUGUAGACAUGUUUUCUGUGAACCUUGCCUUGUAAAACUGAAGGCUGCCAAGAAGGGAUGUCCAUUUGAAGGCUUUAGGUUCCGCACCUGGGAGAAGCUGUUCUAAGUUUUUUGUCGAUCAUUUUAGUAUGUAAACCUUUAGAACGAUUUCAUUUUCUUUUGACUUUGCUAUUCUUAUUGGUUUUUGAUUAGUUAUUCUGACAUUCCUCUACUCAGUUUAGAAUUAGUUCUAAACUGUGCUAGAUUUUUAAUGUGUUCACUUUUAAAGUAUUCUGACUUUUAAUCUGGUUUUAAAAUUUGUUCAAGACUGAUACCUUGAAAGAGGCUUUGUACCUUUGUUUACCUUUUGGGUAUUAAAUAAUGUGAUCUUUCAAAUUGAUUUUUUUUCUCAGACCUUUAAUCUUUUACGUAAAAUAAUACUUCUGUCGACUGGUUCUUCACUACUUAAUUUUCAAAUGGGAAAGAGGCACGAGGCAAGACACAAGACAUAAGCUUUUUCAGGUUACAUAUCAAUGUGAGCGUAAACAUGGAACUCAAAUUGCUGGGCUGUGACUCUCCCAGCCCCCUCUCAUGGGCUGAGUUUUUCUCUUAAGGAAUAUUGAAUGAGUUGAUAUUGGAGCUCCAAUUACCCGG